Patiria miniata (bat star) is the source of this 14461-nucleotide messenger RNA. RefSeq lists its product as uncharacterized. Gene Ontology annotation, biological process: detection of mechanical stimulus; kidney development. The record is from RefSeq and is a predicted model, not a curated record. Gene Ontology annotation, molecular function: protein binding; calcium channel activity. Lineage: Eukaryota; Metazoa; Echinodermata; Asteroidea; Valvatida; Asterinidae. The transcript has 44 exons. Gene Ontology annotation, cellular component: membrane. The coding region runs from base 29 to 13060 and encodes 4343 amino acids.
AGAAGACCCAUACUGCGCCUACACCGAGAUGGCUGUGGCGUCCAUCAAGGACCGUAUCAUCAGCGACUCCAGCAACCGUCACUACAUCUUCGAUACCACGGAGCUGAGCUGUUACGGAAAGAUCAAAGGCUGGGUGUUCUACAGCACGCUCGACCAGCCCUUCAAGCCGGGCGUCUGGCGCAAGACUGCGGGCAACUACUACAAGCUGGUAGGGGAGAAUACGGUCUCGGCCAGCACCUCGGGCUACACGGCGGUUGAGGUACCGGCUAGUGACCGGAUCGCCUUCCAGCCGGGGGACAUGCUAGGUUUCCGCCACGCAUACCCGGCCCUGCACUACGACCUGAGCUUGGAGUCGGUGACGCUACGAUACAGGGGGAUGUCGGACUACUCCACCGACUACACGGUCGGCUCGACCUACAGUGUCAGUUCGACGACGACCAGGGCUUACUCUCUGAAAGCGUAUUUCGAAGACGAGGAUUUCACUGUCGAUUGCGAUAACGAGGUCCACGGUCCGGAGCCCAAAUCUCGCUCCUCGAACGACGGUGGUAAUUACAUCAUGAUCAUGCACAGCCAACCCUUCACGUGCUAUGGGCAGAUCAAGGGCUGGACUUUCUACGCGGCAAGUGACGGGGGCUUCAAGGCGGGCGUCUACAGACCCACCAACGAGGCCGAGACCACGUUUCGUCUGACUGGGGAGACGGACGUGCCCAGCGGGUACACCAACAACCAGGCCAACACGCACCUGAUUGAGGACGAGGCUGAGUGGUUGUACUUCGAGCCUGGUGACGUCCUCGGGUGGCGAUGGAACAGCGGCGGGUCCCGGAUCCGGCAUGACACGGCCACUGAUGAGUUCAUGGACAUGCGCUACACGAGUCACUCCGACGACGCUUAUAACAGCUAUAAAGUCGGGGAUGAGUUUACUGUCGGCAGCUCCCUGGAAAGAGCCUACUCAUUGCAAGCUGUUAUCUCGCCAUUAGGCUACAAGGGAUGUUUCUUCGAGAAUUACGCUGAUCGCGAGUUCACUGUACCUGUGGGCCAGUUUGGUCUGGCCGAAAUGACUCCCGAGAUAUGUAUCUCACGGUGCGCCAAGAAGUCAUACACAUAUGCGGCCCUUCAGGAAGGCAACCUGUGUUUCUGCAGUCAAUCUUAUGGCCAGAGUGAGAUAGGUAACUCCACCUCAUGCGGUGACUACCCGUGCCCCGGUAAGCCCCUGUACAACUGCGGCGGCGUGCUGGCCAAUAAAGUCUACGCCACGCCUCUGGUUCUCGUGGGAUUUACUUUGGAUGAACUACCAGAUCUGGAGGUCUGUUACCAGCCAGUUGACAUGGUUGGUAACAUUACGCGGGGGACCGGUGUGACCUAUGACUUCUACUAUGGCGACGGGUUCAGUGACCUUGCACUGUCUGACGCAGAAAUCAUCCACCACUACAACAAACCCGGGACAUACUCGAUCACUGCCACUGCAACGGACCUGUGGUUGAACAAGGAAAAUCAAACCAUCAGCGCCACCGUGGAAACCAACAUGACCGACGUGCUUGUAGACUGCCCUCUAGCGGUGGAGUACGACCACCGCUUUGGCUGUGAUUUCUACAUCUACCAAGGCACCAACCUGAGUGCCACGGUUGAUUUUCAAGAUGGCCGCAUCGUGUCCUUUGUCACCGAAGAUGCUGAGACGCUUUUCUACGGCCAGAUUGUUGACCAGGAUGCUUCCAUUAGCAACCAGCCAGUGAGCCGCGUGUACCUCAUGAUCAACUCGGUCAUUCAGCACGAAGGUCGCAUUGUGGCGUGGGAGAUGAACGCGAUCCAAACGGGGACGAUCACGCUGCAGGUUUAUCGACCACGUUGCACCAAUAACGAGGUGUACUGCCACCGGACAGCAAGCUGCCACCGGCCCAGCAUCAACUGCCAGGAGCAGGCAAGCCUCUGGAGCAAGACCUGUGGCGAUACGGGCCGCUUCAGCUUCACCCGCCGUGACUGCGUCAAGAACUCAGACGGCUUGUUCGAGGGCCGCCAUGUCUUCAGUGCCCUGCCCCUGGACUACGACUUUCUGUCGGAGUUCACGUACAGCAUCAGUGAGACCGGACGGAACUUCCUCACGCUGUCCCGAUCAGAACAUGUGGAUGUGAAACCAGGGGACGUCAUCGGAUGGUAUAAUUCCAACUCGGGCAAGCUGGCGUAUCAGUCAGCCGACGCGGCAAUCGAUGGACCCGAGCUUCUCCCGAGCACCAGCAACUACGGCAGUCGUCUCUCCAGUGGGUACAUUGCCUACUCCUCUGGCGCGUCCGCCCACAGCUACAAGCACGCCCUCAAGGCCCACGUGGUGCGCCCCUCCCACCUGCACGUCUUCCACAACUACACUUGGCCGGAGAAUCGAAGGAACGUCUCGGUCAACGCCAGCAACAACCUUGCCUCGGGCAUCUGGGACAUGCAACAGGAGAUCAAGGUCAUGGAAAAAGUCUCGUUGCUGUCAUUUGAGGCUCCUCUUUUGGCUGUUGUAACGGAAGCACAGAUUCUAACCAUCAAUUCUCACCUGGGUACUGAGGUGACUUACCACUGGUUCUUCGGCAACGGUGACGAGCAUGUGACCCAGGCGAUGUAUACCAACUACACCUGGCAAGAUGACGGGGUGUACAACGUCACGCUGAGAGCUUACAACGACAUCAGCCAGGACAUUUACGAACAUUACGUGGUCCUCCAGCAUCGCAUUCAAGGCUUUGACUGGAAGGACUCCAUCCCCGUGUCUAGCUGGACGGACUAUCCCAUCACGCCCAAGAUCUUUGGCAUGGAGACCGUUAUCAAUUUUGGCAUGGACCUGGGCACAAAUGUAACGUACGAGAUUGAUAUUGGCGACGGCAUAGUACCCACGUUUCUUCUUCGUCACGAUGAGGUCCUGAACGUAGGCAUGCUGUUAUACGAACCACCCCCACCCACCACAACCGUUGAGCCCAUGUACCAACUCAACUGCACCUUUGUCCUUGACAAUGUUACGGUGGCUGCCACUUUCCCGCCCACUUCUCCGCCAACAACCCCGCCCAUGCUCACCGAGAACGCAACCAUCAGUAAUAUGACCAUCGGCAAUGCUACCUUCAGCAACGGGACCUUCGGUAACGAGACCAUUGGAAAUGGAACCUCGUUUUAUGAGGUGUUUGAGACGACCACUCCCUCCGGUCCCCCGGGCCAGUGGGUCUGCGUCAACGUGACCAUCAACGGCAACAACGCUGGCGGGGGACCCACCAUGGAACCGGCCCGGAAUCUCUCUGAUCGUUUUGCAGUAGAGCACAAUGGUGUUUUAGGAAGCGUCUUCACUGUGUACGAGAAAAUUGGCUACUAUCCCGUGACCAUCAAUGCCUCCAAUAGAGUCAGCUGGGCCAUUAUUGACUCCACGGCCGUUGUCCAGAUUGAGAUCACCAAUUUCCACAUUGUGGACCCGCCCCCGAUGAAAUUCGGAGACACCGAGAUUGUCGGGGUGGGCUAUGACACCGGCAGCAAUCUGUCAUUCACUGGAAGUUUUGCAAGCAAUGAAUUGGAUCUGACUAACCAUUCGCUGUACUACAUGGAUGACAGGAACGGGGAAGGGUACAUCGUCAUCGGCCCGGACAAGUACGACGACAAAGGAUUCUAUGCAUUGGAGUUGACCACCUGGAACCUGGUCAGCGGCCCGAUAACGGACUCAGUGCAGGUCCAAGUGGAGUAUGCCAUCAAGGAAUUCCAGAUGGAGGUCUCCGAGAUGUACAUUGUUCCCUACACGAGCAUCUCCAUCCGAUUUGACAUGAAGAUUGGCUCCGAUCUGACCAUAGUGAUGGACACUGACGACGGAUGGUCCAGGACAUUCAUUGAUGAGGAGAUGAGACGGUCAGAUGGCGACCAUUACAUUCAGUGGCAUGAGUUCGGAGUCGCCCGGGAUUACAAUAUCACCAUCCACGCUACCAGUGCUGUCAGUGAUGAGUUGAUCUGGAUUGAGAUCAAAGUCCAGAAUCCGGUUGUCGAUCUGGCCAUGACGGUGUACACCCCUGGUGUCAUUCCCUACAUGGAGAUAGGUACCAUCAAGUACGAAUACGCGUUUAAUGGGGACCAGUCCAUGCCUCCCACUGACGCCACAGUCGAGUACUACUUAGCCAAGGGGAUUGAACCUGUGGAAGAUUUCCCCAUUGCUGAGACCAAUCCCGUCGUUCAUAAUCUCUCUCUGGCCCUGCACGGACCCUACUCUACCUUUGUCAACAUCUCCAACCUGGUGAGCUGGAUGAAUUUCACCAAGGAGAUUGAGAUGGAGAGGCCCAUUCUAGGUCUGAUUGUCACCUGUAAGAAUCUACACAUUAGGGUGUUAUACAAGGCUGUGCUGACGGCCACCAUAGACUGGGGCUCCCGUGUCAAGUGGCGGUGGUACUUCCAGGACGCUGACGAACCAGUGGAAUUGGGCAUCCGUGAUUCUCGGACUCGCAGACACAAGUACAGAGAUGAAGGCACAUAUUAUGUCUCUGUGGUGGCUUACAAUCUUCUCGGGGAGGUGGAGUACACUCUACCAGACCCAGUGAAAGUCCAGUAUCCAGUCGAAGGCAUGGAGUGGAUUGGCCGAAGACUGAGUCGGCUGUAUGUAGCCAAUAUCUACGUUGGUGUACCUUUCCAUCUUCUCCUUGUCAAAGAUAUCCACUUCCCGACCGAGGCAUCCUACGAGAUAGACUUCGGUGAUGGCCAGACCAUAGCUGCUCGAGAUCUUAAUAUGGACAGGGCAGACAGUUCAAAAGACACAGAAACCCAGUACCAUGUCUUGAGUGAGACCCACUACUAUGACACGUGGGGCCACUACAAUGUCACCAUCCGCAUUUGGAAUCUCGUCAGCGAUGUGACACUCCUCUUUGACAUCUGGAUCUAUGAAACCAUCACCCAACUGCAGAAGGAGGUUAACUACAACGAGCUCAUCAUGGAUGGAAGCUACUCCCCCGGCAAUGACACACUGGACCAGGAAGGAUUUGACGUCGGCAAGAACUACUUCAAGCUGGAGGAGGCCAUCGUCGUCAAGGCUACCAUGGCAUCCGGCACUGGUCUCACCUACACCUGGGACUUUGGGGAUUUGUAUUUCGAGCCGCCACCCACCACACCUGCACCCACAUUUGGGCCCACCACUAUGGCUCCGACCACACAGCCCCCAACCACACAGCCUAUUACCACUCUACCUCCAAACUGCACCUACGAAAUCGAAGAAUGGGCGGUGAGUAUGGCAGAUGAGCUGCUUCUUGAAGAUGAGGUCAAAAUUGAAGCGAUGAAUGCAUCCCUGAUACCCAACUGCUCCUAUCAAGAGGUGGUGGCCAAUACCUCAGUGGUUCUAAACGGAACAUGGAUGAACUCCACGGAUGAGAACGGCACUGAUAUUUACUGCAUCAUGGUCAACACAACGGGUGCCAAUGACACAUCCAUGGGUGGCAAUGACACCAUGUGGAACUCUACGGACACGAUGUUCAACACAACAUCCAUCUACUGUGUCAAGAACAUCACCAACACUACAGAUCCCGGUCCGAUAUACGAGCUCGUUUGUGAUGUCUCGCCAAUAUAUCUCCCCACCCAGAAGGAAUUGUGCGAGAUAUACGACAAUUUUGUCGGCAUUGUUCUCUACAACAGGACCUUUGAAAGAAUCGACAAUAUCACAAACGCAACACACUUUGAGCGGAUGCGCGGCGAGAACGACACAUCGCUCCAAAACGUCCGACUGACUGACCUGGUGGAUGAGUUGAAGGAUUAUUUUUGUCUGAACAUGGACAUUCUGUUCGACAUAGGUGAAUACCUCCUCCAAAACAACUUCACUACCACUCCGUCCCUCUGUCCCCUGCCGGAGCCGACACAACUCCCCACAACUGAAGCUGUAACCACACCCACACCACCUACUGAAACCCCAACAACGUUAGCUCCCUACGUUGUUCAAACCACCGAGCCACGGGCGAUCUGGUGGUACACCAAGAAAGGCAUUUACACGAUCACACUGAAUGUUUCUAACCCCGUACACUGGGUGGUCGUGGAGAAGACCAUCGUGGUCCAGCGUGGCAUCUUUGACAUGGUACUCACAGAUCAUGGACCUCGGGCCCGAAACACGACCAUCGAGUUUGAGCUGGACACCGGAAAUGCAGGGACAGACGUGUGCUACCAUGUGGAUUUCCGGGACAAGCAAUCUGAUAUCAACAACAUUGCUAUGUGGGGGCAUCGUAAGACCUGUGAGGAACGGUACCCAGAUGAGUUCCAGGAUCCCUUCCUGCGCUUUACAGAAGUCAGCAAUGCCUACUUGGCGGGCCUUCUUUUAGCAGGGAGGUCUCCAAACAUAACCCUCACCAAUGUCUUCCAGUCGGUUAACGCCUUCAGGAUUGUGGUUCAUGCCCACAAUAAAGUCUCUGAACAGACCGUCUACUUGCGGACUGCCGUGACAAAAGGCCCUUGCUACUACCCUGAAGUGAACGUCCGAGAUAACAACGGUUGUGAUCAGUAUUACCCCUUCUGCGACAGUGACGGCAACCGCGAGUAUUUUGCAUCCAAGGACAUGUUCGUCUUUUCCUAUGUCAAGAUCAACUGUACGUCCACUCCAUACACCAUGUACACAUGGAGGGCCUUCGAGAUCGCCGACACAACCGGCGUGGAGACUGAAAUAUUUGACUUGGGGGAGACGGAGAUGGCUGGCUUCACCCGUCGCGAGCUAGCGGUCAAGAGGUUUGUCCUUCCCUACGGCCUGUACCGCUUCGAGCUCAACGUGUCCAUGUGGGGGGAGCGCGGAGUAGAGUCCGUAGACUCUGCCACCAUCCGAGUGGUACCCACCCCAUUGGUUUCCAGGAUCUCCGGCGGGUCUGAGCGCAUCAUUCGCUGGAAUGACCAGGCCCCGGUGGACGGGUACACCGACACCUUGGACCCGGAUGUGGACCCGUCUGACCGAUCAGGAAUCCGUUAUGUCUGGCUGUGCCGUCGGCAGCAUGAAACGUAUCAAGAGUGGAACGCUGACUACACGGUGAUGAUCAAAGAGGGUGGAGUCAACGCGUCCUACAUCCAUGAGAAGGGUGACUUGGGAGGAUGCUUUGGGCGAUACGGUUAUGACACUUCUGGAUAUGGAGGCAUGUUGAACGUGACUUCUGGAGAAUUUGUGAUGGACACGUAUUACAUGCAUGAGCAGAUGGUUUACGAGUUAAAGCUGAUCGUGUUCAAGGACACCAGGCAAUCUGAAUACACACAAGUGCUAUACGUAGCCACCGGUAACCCGCCACGGAUGGAAAUUAGCUGUAAGACCAACUGUAAGUCCAAGCUGAACCCCACCAGUCGAUUCGCUCUGGAGUCAAGAAACUUGGACUACAGAAGAGGCAUGAUCCUGUAUUACAGAUGGGAGAUUUACGAAGCAAUCUCUGACGGCACGGCCACGACACUUGAGGUGGUAGACAGAGAGCAGUGGCUGUCCUACUCAGGGACCGGAGACGACAUGGCUAACCUAGCCAUGGAUGCAGGCUUCUUCACAGAUGAGUCCACAUACAGGAUACGUAUCUACUGUGACCGGUCUCCCGAUUUCUCAAACUUUGGCAUGGCAUCCCUGGAUCUGAUCACUAAUGAGCGGCCCAUUGUCGGCAACUGUAGCAUGGUUCCAGAGAACGGCACCGCUUUAGACACGGAGUUCAACAUCUUCUGCAAUGACUGGUCUGACCCUGACCUACCCCUCAACUUCCGCUACGCCCAACGCCUUCUGCCCACGGACUCCUGGACGUGGAUGUACAGCGGAGAGAAGCCCUACAUGGAUCAGCCGUCUAUAUUCCCCCAGGGCUAUGAAAGCGAGGACUACUACGUCUACAUUCUGGUCAGGGUGGACGAUUACAUCGGCUCGUAUUCAGACCUCGAGCUCAGGGUUCAGGUUGUUGCCCCAUCUCUUAGUGGUGACGACAUGACAGAGAAACUCAAGAAUCUAACGUCGGGAGAGGGCAGCGUCAUGUCGGAGAUGAUCUCGUCUGGCGACGCCGGUGGUGCGGCCAACAUCGUUGCGGCGUGUGCCGGAAUGUUGAACAUCGAGGCCAGUAACGCUGCCGCUACCCAGGCCACAACUGCUGCCACACACGCAGCAUCAACUGUCGAAAAUCUGAGAAGAAAGAAGCGACAAGCUGGCCAGGAUGGAGAAUUGACGGAAGAUGAACUCCUUGCCGCUCGUCUUGAGGCAGAGAGGAUCGCCGCUGAGCUAGCAGAAGCCAAGAGACUGGAAAGAGAACAGAUGCGUGAAAGCAUGGUGGGUGCAUUAUCCCUAUCCUCUCCUAACACCGUUGGUUCUAUGAAGCAGCUUACGUCGGCAUUCGUCCAGGCAUCGGGCUCAACCCAGGAAAUUUCAUCUACGACAGCGCAAAAUUCCAUGAAUACCGGUCUGAAAUUCAUGAGUCUUCUCCAAGAGAAAUCGGGGGAGGCAGGAGCAGACGAAGUGGAGGAAAGUGGCAAAGGAAUCCUAUCCAUGACUGGUAACGCCGUCAGCGGUAUCCAGAACAAGGCCAACCAAGCCCGAGCAGCGGCUGCAACAGUGGCUGCGUCUAGGGCAGCCAUGAUGGUGACGGGGGCGCCCAGUGUUGACUAUGACUACGCCGGCUCCUCCAGCUCCGUGGACAUUGAAGCUCUAGAAGCUCAGACGGCUAGCGAAGUGGCUGCUAUGAAUGACCUGAGCAAAGAGUUGAGCGAUAACACUAACAGCAUGAUAGGCAACCUGAUGGAUACAGUUAACGGCGGUAUGGUUACCGGCCAAGCGCCGAUCACCAUGCCUUCGGCGGGACUCAACCUGACUGUGGACAAAUCCUUCACCUCCGGUCUGGAUAACCGGCAAUACGGCACUUCCGGCGGAUCCUCCUUCAAACUUCCCUCAGUCACCUCCAUGUUCGGCAGCGGCAACGCAACCACGCUCUUCGUCGACGCCCAAGUAGUCAUCGAAAAGGAAAACAGUAAGACCUGGUCCAACUCUUCCAGUGACAUUGCCGGCCAGACGGCCAAGCUAAGCUUCCGGAACGAGACGGGAGGAGCCAUGGAGAUUAAGGAGCUACCAGAACCCAUCGAGGUCUGGGUGGAACGGACGGAAGAUCAGAUGGAUAUGUCUACCAUUCAGACCAUCUAUGAUGUGACCACACCCAUGACGGAGGCGGCUGUCGUCCAUACUAUCAUGAAUUCGCCUCACACCAGUAUGCAUCUGACUGUCAACGUCAUGCCGCAUAAUUUCACCAACGUGGACAACGUGACCAUGCAGCUAUUCAUCAGGGUGGGUCAGGCCCCGACGAUUGACCUCUAUGAUUUCAACUGCACUCUUCCCAAACGAUAUGAUGGCUACGAAUAUGUCAACGUCUCGCUGGAUGAACUACCCGAUCCAAACACGUGCUUCUUCAGUAACACACUUUUGGACAGUUACGGCAAUGGCAGCACUGUUCCCAUCUAUGUGAUCAUCAAGCAUACCGGAGGCAGCAACGCGUCUUAUCCGGAGUAUCUGGAGACUGGUCAGUACAAUAAUUUCUGGCAGAUUCAUUACGCCUUGCGACCGUGGAGCGCCAAGUGCUCCUACUAUGAGGAAGAGACGGAAGAGUGGCUGAGCGACGGCUGUGAGGUGGGACCGUUGACCACUUUGUACAAAACCCAGUGCUUCACCACUCACCUGACGGCGUUCGGCGGUGGGUUCCAAGUCCCCAUCAACGGCAUCGAUCUCUCAGACUCGGCCUUCGGCAAGCUCGACGAGAACCCGUUGGUAUUCAUGUUCAUGACGUCAUGUCUGUGUGUAUACAUGAUCGUCAUACUGUGGACUUACAAGGCCGACCAGAGGGAUAAGGUCAAGGCUGGAGCCACCCCAUUGCCAGACAAUGACCCACGUGACCAUUUCAUGUACGAGAUCACAGUCUUCACUGGAAUGCGUGCUAAUUCAAACACCACAGCCAAAGUUUCGCUGAUCAUCACAGGCGACGCGGAGGAAUCCCGUCCCAGGCUUCUAGACGAUCCCGAGCGUAAGGUCUUCCAGGUGGCAGGCAUCGACACCUUCGUCGUGGCUGCUCCGAGAUCCCUGGGGAAUCUGCAGCACAUCCGAGUCUGGCAUGACAACACGGGCAAGUCGGCCAGCUGGUACCUGAGCCGUAUGUCCAUCAAGGACCUACAGACGGAUAAGAUGUACUACUUCAUGCUGGAUAGGUGGCUGGCCGUGGAAGAAGAUGAUGGGCAGAUUGAGCGUGUUGUUCCAAUUGCUGGCAAGAGCGAGUUGACCAGCUUCGGCUUCCUCUUCUACUCCAAAACCCGGCGUAACCUGAGCGACGGCCACUUGUGGUUCUCGGUCUUUGCCCGGCCGGCUCGCAGCAGCUUCACCCGCAUGAUGCGCUGCACCUGUUGUCUCUCCCUGCUCUUCUCAACGAUGAUGUCCAACAUCUUCUUCUACAAUGUGGACGUGACAGGCGGCAACAGCGGCGGCUCGUUUGUCCUGGGCCCCAUCAGCGUCUCCGUCGGCGAGAUCUGCGUCGGGGUCAUCAGCAGCCUGAUGGUCAUGCCAGCUAACCUCAUCAUUGUCCAGAUGUUCCGGCUCUCAAAGCCCAUCCCAGACAAGAUCAAUUGGUUCUCCUGGUUCCGGAAGAAGAAAGAGAAUCCCCAAGACGGGGACAAAUCUACGGAGGAGGUGGAACGGGACAAAGCUGAGCGGAUGGACGAGAAGGCCACCUCAGAGUUGGAGAAGCAGUUGGAGUUUCUCAACACGGGCGACGACGACAAGAGGCUUCUGAAGUCAGCCCGGAGGCGGUCGGUGCGGUUUGCAGACGAGUCCGCAGGAAUCCAGGAAGUUAAAGAAGACGGUGAGCAGGACGGCGGAAGCAACAACACUGACAGCGAGGGGAUGAAGCUUGUCGCUGGCGUCAAGACCAAGAAGAAGAAGCCCAAGUUUAUGCUGCCCUGGGGUUGCCAGUUCAUCGGCUGGGUGGUGGCGGUGGGAACAGUAGGCGUCUCUUUCUGGUUGACCAUCGAGGUAGCUGGCCAGUUUGGACCGGAGAAGGCUGCCGAGUGGCUCUCAUCCAUUGCCUGCUCCCUAGUCCAGGACAUUUUGUUUUCCCAACCCAUCAAGGUGUUAUGCCUGGCCACAUUUUACGCUCUCGUCAUCAAGCGUCCAGACAAGGAAGACGACCAGCCCUCCACGCCACACCUUAAGUCGGACGAGGAGUACAUGCACGAGCGGCUGACAGAAGAAGAACUGAAGGAUCCAGAGAAACUGGCUCAGCUGGAACGGCAGAAACAGGCCUGCCCUGUCAAGCCACCAGAUACUGAUGAACUAGAUGAGGCCAGGGAAACCAGAUUCAAAGAAAUCAAGAUGAACCAAAUCUUGAAGGAGAUUGCCUUGUACAUGUUCUAUCUCUACAUCCUCCUGCUGAUUGGCUACGGCAACAAGGAUCCCAACAGUCAUAAUGUCUACACAUCCGUCAAGAAUACCUUCAUAGAUGCUCACUACAACGGCAUCACGCCUCUUUCUUCUGUCAAAAACCGACCUCUGUUUUGGAAGCACAUCAAGGAAGUCUUCGUCCCGUCGCUGUACGCGGGAAAUCACUACAAUGACGAACUGGACGACGAUUCCUUCCAGCAAAAAUAUGUCGCCGAUCGGGCACACAUACUGCUCGGCACGGCCCGUCUGCGACAAGUCCGAGUGUACAGCAAUUCCUGCAAGAUUGAAGAAGUGAUGAGAACCACCAUCAACCACUGCUAUGAUGAGUACUCGGCCGCUGAUGAUGUGGAGAUCUCGUACAACGAGGGAUGGCAACCAGUCAACGAGACAACUCCCCCAGACUACGAAUCCUCGCCGUUCCUGGGUGUCUGGAAGUACCGGGGCUGGCUGGAGCUCGACUCCUACCCGGCCUUCGCCGACCAGAACAGCUACUACGGCGGGGGUUUCACGGUCAAUUUUGGCGUCGACAUCCUAGCGGAUAUGGAGAUGAUUGACUACCUGGAGCAGAACUCGUGGAUAGACCAGCAGACGAGGGCAGUGUUCCUAGAGUACGUGCUCUACAACCCUGUCUCCAACACCCACGUGCUGUCGCUGAAUGUGGUGGAAUUCCCGUCCAUUGGAGGCGCUUUCCCGUACAUCAAAUUCCAAACCAUGACGUUGGACCACUACUAUGGACCCUUUGCCUACUUUGUCCUGGGAGCUGAGAUCAUCUUUGCUCUGUUGCUGCUCUUCUACGUCGUCAGAGAGGCGAGAAAAAUCAAGAAAGAGAAGAAGGCUUACUUCAAGAGCGUUUGGAAUGUUUACGAGGUUAUCAACCAUGGGCUCUCUAUCGGAGCAAUAGUGGCUUACAUGUAUCGUCUAUUCCAGGCCAACGAACUCACGGCCGAAAUACUGGCUGCCCCGACCGAGUUCCACAACUUCCAGUACCUGGCCUACUGGGACGACAUAUACCUAACGAUGGUUACAUUGUGUUUGUUCCUGGCGGUCAUCAAAUUUACGCGACUCCUGAGAUUCAACGUUAAGAUGCUCAUGUUGACGGAGACUGUCAGUAGAUUUGCCUACGAGCUUUCCCUCUUCAUGAUCAUGUUCAUGGUGGUGUACAUGGGCUACGCUAGCUUCUGCUUCCUAGUCUUCUUCCAAGUCCGUGACUACAGAAACUUCCUGACGACACUGGAAUCACUCUUUGGCACACUACUGGGCAAGUUCUCCUUUGAGGAACUGGUGAGCGCUGAUCCUCUCAUGGGGCCCAUGUUCUUCUUCACCUACGUCAUGGUGGUCAUGUGGACACUGACCAACAUGCUGCUAGCCAUCAUCUGUGAAGCCUUCUCUCAGGUGAAACAAGAGGCAGCCCAGCGUAAGAACGAACUGGAGAUUGUGGACUUCAUGGUCGGCCGCUUCAAGCUCUGGAGCGGUUUCUCCGAGAAGAGAAUCAAAAACGACGGCAAGGUGCACACUUACAUUGAAGGCAUCGACCCUAAGCAGGCAGAGUGCGAUGACCUCAAGUUCAAACUGGACGACAUGAUCGGCAAACUCAACGACUUCAUCAAAGCUACCAAGAAAGAAGACAGAGAAGUCCUAGGAACUGAAACGGAAGAGGAGGACAAACCCAGAGUCAUCUUUCUGGGAUAAAUAAAAUAUGCGAGGAUCAGCGAUGAUGAAUAAAAUAGAUUUAAAGGCAUAUAGGAUCAUUUGCAUUUGUCCCAAAAGUAUAAACCGACCGAAUUAUUAUCACAAAGCUUACUUGGAUUGAAGAUUGUGCUGGUACUAUAAACACUCCUGUGAAAUUAUUCCAUCUGGCUUGCUGUCAUUUUGAAGAAAUCAAGAAAUGUAGGUGAUUUCCAACGAUCAGUCAAUUGACUGUUUUUUUGGAAUAAAGUGCUCUAUUGACAAAAUCACGAUUUGUGAUCAAAACGUUGUGCAUGGUUUUUCACUGUUUUCUCAAAAAGUGUAAUAUCCACUGAGUUUAAAUUUCAACAGGUUAGGUUUGAACAUCAUUCUUUGGAUUUUGAGCGGUGUUUUUAUCGGAAAUAAACAAAAUUCACGAGAAGCAAACGGUCCUAUUUGCCUUUGAUAUUAGAAAGUAUUUUAAAAAAAUAAUAGUAUUGUAAUUACUCUAAAGGAGCUAUUGUUUUUGUUAUUGGUUUUUAAAAAUUGAACUUGUAGUAGAUGGCUAUAUUGUAUUAACUAGCAAUUGAAGGAAUUUUAUUAACUUUAACAAUUGCAGGAUAUGUUAUGUAUACAUUCAGAGGAAAUAUUUAAAAUUCUACAGGGCAAGCCUAGAAAAAUUUGUUGCAGUGCGCAUAUUGAUUUCAACUGACAUUACUUUAAUCUUCAACAUGUCAAUAUUAGCUUUUUGCCCUUCACCAACGUUUAAACACUGUAUACUCAGUGUGUUACUUCCCGAGUGAAAGUUGGAAAAAAAUCACUCGGGAGGGACUCGAACCCAUGACCUCCUGCUUUCUAGUGCAGAUGUCUUACCACUCGACCACCGAGCCUAUGGGAUCGGUUGGCUGGUUCGAAUCUGAUGUUCAUAACUUUGCAUAGUUAUCCAUCUUCUAUUAAAAUAUGAUUAUUUAAUAUUAGGAACAUGCGAAGAGCAUGCCCAAAAUAUAGAUACAUUCAUAAGUUUGUACCAGAAAUAAUACCAACUACAGUAAGUUAGCGUCCCCUUUUGAAAUUUCCAGCACUACCAAAUUUUGACUACCUAGGGCAGACAAAUUCAUGGACAUGAUAAAGAUGGUUCCUAGCAUGUGUUAUGUUUGGAUUUUUUCUCCCUCUUUUCCAGUUUACAUACACAGAUCAUUUUACAUUCAUGUAUUGAAAUGAUAAGAUGCAAUUCUUUUCAUAAACUAUUGUGUAAGAAAAUUAGUAACUGCUGACUGUUUUGGAGUGAGAAUUCUAUUAGCUUAAGGCAUGUAUUACAUCGAUGCCAGAUUUUGACCAAGGUUUUGAUUUUGUUUGGUGUUUCUGAAUUCGGGAUGAAAACUGACAAAUAAAAGACCAGUUCAAGGAUUGAUGUUUCGCACUUGA